UGUGGAGGGCAGCAAUGCGCCUAACAUGCUCUACUAGUCUGCUGGAAAUAGAAAGAAGAAGAAAAACGAGGAAAAGGCAAAAUGGCGUUUGACGGAGAAUGGCUAAACGCGGGCAUUAUAGUCCUGUGUUUUUAAUUGGUGUAUACAUGUACACAUAUAUGCCGACUAAAAGAUUAAACAUUUUUAGUAAUUGUUUGUUUUUGGAUACAUUAGUCUGAGCGUACGAUGGCACGUCUCGUGCUAGCUUAGUUUGCUAGUUAGCGUAGCUUGUUAGCCGCUAACAAAGAGAGGCGGAAGUUCUCAACACAUCGCUAAGCAGAGAUCAAGUGUGAGUGUAAAGUGUUGUGAUUGUGUGAACAUGUGCGAAAGAACGAUAGCAGAGUACGAGGAGGAACUUUGUCCAACAAAAGAAGAGAAUGAGAUGGACGCUGUUUUCAAGAAACAUCAAAUUGUGACACACAGAACAGACAUCCAGCAGCCCCCCCACAUUAAAGAGGAAGAUCUACAUCCCCUUUUUUUAAAAGAGGAGUAUGCAGAGCCAUCCCACAUUAAAGAGGAAGAGAAGGAAGUGUGGAUCACUCGGGAGGAAGAGUGUCUCCUUGGGCAGGAGGAGGCUGAUCUCACCAAGUUCCCACUGACUAUUGUCUCUGUGAAGACUGAAGACCAUGAAGACAAACCACCUGAGUCCUCACAGCUUCAUCACAGUCCAAAUGUCUGUGAAGAUCAUCUUCUCCCUGAGCACCAGAAGUGGAGCUUCAGAAUGGAGCAGGAGGAGCCACAGACCUCCCACAUUAAGGAGGAAGACGAAGCGUCACAGACUCCUCUCGUUAAAAACGAAGAGGAAGACCCACGGACCCCCCAUAUCAAAGAGGAAGAGGAGGAAAUCAGCAUCAGUCAGGAGGGAGAGCAUCUUAAAUGGUUGGAGGAGUUCCCAGUGAUUGGUGUGAUUGUGAAGAGUGAAGAUUAUAAGGUCAAAGGUGAAAGUGAGGAGAAGAGAGAGGUGGAGCCUCCAAGCAGCAGCUCAAUUCAACACAUGACAACAGAAGCUGAUGGAGACCACACUGAGGAUGAAGACUCUAAAGCUGAUAAGACGUGUCACACUGACAACACAUGCUUAAAAUGUUCUCACUGUGACAAAACUUUUCAACGCCCUGGUGAUCUCAAAAGACACAUGAGAAUACACACUGGAGAAAAACCCUUUUCCUGCUCAGAAUGCGGUAAAAGUUUUUUACGAAAAUAUGUGUUGAACGAACACAUGCUGAGACACUCUGGAGAAAAGCCUUUUUCUUGUUCAACCUGCGGUAAAGAUUUUAUACAAAGUCACUAUUUGAAAGCACACAUGAGAAUACACACCGGAGAAAAACCUAAUACUUGUUCAAUCUGUGGUAAAGGUUUUGUAAGAAGUUCCAAUUUGAAAGCACACAUGAGAACACACACUGGAGAAAAACCCUUUUCCUGCUCGUUAUGUGGUAAAGAUUUUGCUCACAAAAAUUUGUUGAAAGAACACAUGCAAAUACACACUGGAGAAAAACCUUUUACCUGCUCAGCAUGUGGUAAAGGUUUUGCACGGAAACAUUUGUUGAAAGAACACAUGCUGAGACACACUGGAGAAAAACCUAUCACCUGUUCAAUCUGUGGUAAAGGUUUUGUAAGACGUUCCCAUUUGAAAGAACACAUGAGAACACACACUGGAGAAAAACCCUUUUUCUGCUCGUUAUGUGGUAAAGGUUUUGCUCACAAAAAUGUGUUGAAAGAACACAUGCAAAUACACACCAAAGAUAAACCUUUUUUCUGCUCAGAAUGUGGUAAAUGCUUUCCCCGAAAUAAAUUGUUGAAGGAACACUUGAGAACACACACUGGAGAAAAACCUUUUCCAUGCUCAGCAUGUGAUAAAGGUUUUGUACGGAAACAUUUGUUGAAAGAACACAUGAGAAUUCACACGGGAGAAAAACCUUUUUCCUGCUCAGUAUGCGGUAAAAGCUUUGCCCGAAAGAAAUUGAUGAAGGAACACAUGAGAACACACACUGGAGAAAAACCUUUUAUCUGUUCAAUCUGUGGUAAAAGUUUUGCACGUUCAAAUAUGUUCAAAGUACACAUGAGAACACACACAGGUGAGAAAGUGUUGAGUUGCAGUGUGUGCGGUGAAAGAUUCUCUUAUAAGUACCAGUGUAAAAAACACACGUGUGCUGGUGAGAACAGCAGCAGCAAAUGAAGUCAAAACUUUAACUUUGACGUUCUAACAUUAUCAGUACAUUUAAAAUGUGUGACAUCAUUGUUGUGUGAGUAACACUCUCCAUGCAUUCAUUUUCCACCGCUUGUCCCUUUCGAACUUGUUAAUAUGCUUUUACCAUUUAUAAUUGGAUAUUUUAGAUUAUUACUUCUUUCAGUCAAGUACAUGGAUUCAUACACAGCAUUGUGUACUUGUAUUUAAAAUUGUACAGAAUAAUUUAACUGUAAAGGUGACAGUAAACUGUACAAAACAUAUGUGACAUACAUUAAACAUGUUAUGUGUAUAUAGAUAUUCAUAAUUCACUUGUUUUAUAUAUGUUUUUGAAAUAAUGAAGUGUUACAUAUUUUCAAUUCUAAUUGUAAAUGAUUGCAUAGAUUAACUCCUUUAUUUUAUAAACAUAUUUGUUUAACAUUUUUAAUGGUAUUAUUGAGUGAAAAGGACUGCAUUUUAUUUCCAGGGAGAGGUCUGAAAUCACAGGAUUUCGAUGAUGCACGUUCCAUUUUGUUGUUUAUCCUCAAAAUA
Entelurus aequoreus (snake pipefish) is the source of this 2752-nucleotide messenger RNA. Its product is annotated as gastrula zinc finger protein XlCGF57.1-like. The record is from RefSeq and is a predicted model, not a curated record. The transcript has 3 exons. Gene Ontology annotation, molecular function: DNA-binding transcription factor activity, RNA polymerase II-specific; RNA polymerase II cis-regulatory region sequence-specific DNA binding. Lineage: Eukaryota; Metazoa; Chordata; Actinopteri; Syngnathiformes; Syngnathidae. The coding region runs from base 359 to 2212 and encodes 617 amino acids. Gene Ontology annotation, biological process: regulation of DNA-templated transcription.